AUGGAGAUUGAAUUGUUUGAAGAGGCUACAACGGAGAUGCUGAAUGAGCGUUCCAUUGUUGAAAAUGAGUUUUACACUAUAAAGGCAAUGAUUAUUGACAUCAUAAAUAAGAACAAACAAUCAUCAUCUAAUAGGCAUAGUACACAAUCCAACUCUCAAACCAUUGUACGAGACACCAUGAAGCUACCAGCAAUACCUGCUCCAUCAUUUGAUGGAAAUUUACAAAACUGGGUUUCAUUUUUGGACACAUUUAACGCUAUGUUCCACAAAAAUAAUGCCUUAGCCGAAGUUCAACGUCUACACUACUUAAAGUCAUGUCUUACUGGUUCUGCUGCAGAAGUAAUUCGUACAAUACCAACCACCGAAGAAAACUAUCAAAUGGCAUAUAACACUCUAAUAGAGCGAUAUGAAAACAGAUCACUGAUAAUACAAUCUCAUAUUCGCUCACUAUUCUCUAAACCGCAAGUUAAUCAACCUUCUGCUACUGAACUUCGAAAGUUACAUCAUCAUGUAAUUUCACAAGUGCGUGCCUUAAAGGCAUUAAAACAACCAGUAGAGCAUUGGGAUGCUUGGUUGAUUACUUUAGUAUGCUCCAAAUUAGAUGCCAUAACUGUGGCAAGCAGAGUAUCGGCAUAUGAAGUUGGUGAAGUAGAUAAGCCUAUAAAAGACAGCGUUCCAUUGAGUAAUUCCAACAUGCCUAAGCAUCAAUAUAAAAAAGCUCUACUUGCUAAUCCGAAUAAUACCAGUCAAAAUUAUGUCGCCAAGUGCCGUCUUUGUUCUGGUCAACACAAGCUUUUCAAUUGUGAACAAUUCUUAAAUAUGACUGUGCCUGAGCGCAGUAAAGUAGUUUCUAAUGCUAUGUUAUGUUUCAAUUGUUUCGCACCAGGUCAUCAAGCAAAUCAAUGUCGCUAUGGCUCUUGUCAUGCAAAACAUAAUACCAGGUUGCAUGAUGACAAUAAAGUAGCUGAAGGCCCUCAUGAACAACCACUCAAUGUUUCAGUCAUGUAUGCACAAAAUUGUUCAGUUAACUGCAUGCAGUAUUCUACUACAUCAAUGCUAGCAACAGCAGUCAUAUAUAUUAGUAACAAAACUGGAACACUACAACCAUGUCGGGUAAUACUAGACUCAGGUGCUCAGCUUAAUUUCAUCACUGUGUCUUGCGCAAAAAGGUUACAGUUAGAUAGCGCUAAUGAAACAGUAUCCAUAUCUGGAAUUGGUUCAACCUCAAUGGCUUCCAAACGUCUUAUGCCUACCAUAAUAUCUUCAAGAAGUAGCAGUUACUCAUCUUCAGCAACCUUCCAUUCAUUACCAACAAUAUCUUCCAAUUUGCCAUCACAACAUAUUAACACUAACAAGGUGUCCAUACCUGAGCACAUACAAAAUGACUUAGCUGAUCCUGAGUUUCAUGUUACAUCUCCAAUAGAUUAUCUCCUUGGAUCAGGUGUAUUCUACGACAUAUUUGAUGGUGAACGAGCAACAAUUAGUGAGCACUUGAUAGCACACUAG
Aphis gossypii (cotton aphid) is the source of this 1506-nucleotide messenger RNA. RefSeq lists its product as uncharacterized. Gene Ontology annotation, molecular function: aspartic-type endopeptidase activity; zinc ion binding; nucleic acid binding. Bases 1 to 1506 code for a protein of 501 amino acids. The record is from RefSeq and is a predicted model, not a curated record. Gene Ontology annotation, biological process: proteolysis. The transcript has 2 exons. Lineage: Eukaryota; Metazoa; Arthropoda; Insecta; Hemiptera; Aphididae.